Messenger RNA from Sturnus vulgaris (Common starling), 1215 nucleotides. RefSeq names its product glutaminyl-peptide cyclotransferase (gene QPCT). NCBI's taxonomy places the organism in Eukaryota, Metazoa, Chordata, Aves, Passeriformes, Sturnidae. The record is from RefSeq and is a predicted model, not a curated record. Gene Ontology annotation, molecular function: zinc ion binding; glutaminyl-peptide cyclotransferase activity.
AUGGCGGGGAUCGCUGCCCGGCUGCUCGGGGCGCUGUGCCUCGCCGCCUGCCUGCCCCCGGCGCUCGGCAGGGACGCCGGAGCGCAGUGGACCCUGCAGAAGUAUUCUCACCAACCAAGAAUUUUAGGUUCUGAUGCUAUUCAAAAAGUUGUGGCCAACACAGAUAUUUCUGCAAUGUGGGAGAAUGAUUUGCGCCCUAUCCUGAUAGAAAGAUACCCGGGAUCACAAGGAAAUUACAUUGUGCGACAGCAUAUCGAGCACCGUCUUCAAACCUUAAAGGCUGGUUGGGAAAUUGAAGAAGAUACAUUUCAGAGAUACACACCAUAUGGCUAUAAAACAUUUACAAAUAUUAUCGGCACUCUUGACCCCUCUGCAAAACGCCAUCUCGUACUUGCUUGCCAUUAUGACUCAAAAUUCUUUGGACAACAAUGGCAGGACAGAGUGUUCGUGGGAGCAACUGAUUCAGCUGUGCCUUGUGCUAUGAUGUUGGAGCUGGCACGGGCCUUGGAUAACAAGCUUCAGUUAAUCAAGGCCAGCUCAACGCCAAGACCAGACCUUUCACUUCAGCUCAUUUUUUUUGAUGGUGAAGAAGCCUUUGUUCGGUGGUCCCCUUCUGAUUCCCUCUAUGGAUCUCAACACUUAGCUCAAAAAAUGGCAUCGACUCCACACCCACCUGGUUCAACAACCACAAACCAGCUGCAGGGCAUAGACCUGUUUGUACUACUGGAUUUAAUUGGUGCACCAAACCCAGUCUUUCCCAAUUAUUUUCAAAACACUCUUCGAUGGUUUCAGAGGCUUCAAGCAAUUGAGAAAAAGCUACACAACAUGAAUCUGCUGAAGAAUCACCGUGUUGAAAGUCAGUAUUUCCAGAGUACUUUACAUCGAGGCUUGGUUGAAGAUGAUCACGUUCCAUUUUUAUUAAGAGGGGUUCCAGUCCUCCAUCUGAUUCCAUCCCCUUUUCCUGCAGUAUGGCAUACCAUGAAGGACACAGAAGAAAACCUUGACAGAGCCACUAUUGACAAUCUCAACAAAAUCCUGCAAGUGUUUGUGCUGGAAUAUCUCAACCUGUGACAGACAAAACAUCAACAAAUUGCACUCCAUUCACACUACUGUUUGCCUACCUUCACACUUGCUAUUUAAUUGCAUUGGAGAGUACCAAGGUGAAGAAAAAUGUGAUAGUUCUUGCUAGACUUAUUACUGAUUGAGCUGUUCCUG